Molecule: messenger RNA, 1094 nt
Organism: Triplophysa rosa
Lineage: Eukaryota; Metazoa; Chordata; Actinopteri; Cypriniformes; Nemacheilidae
Gene: utp11
Product: UTP11 small subunit processome component
Exons: 8
Coding region: 102-863 (253 amino acids)
Biological process (GO): rRNA processing
Cellular component (GO): small-subunit processome; nucleolus
Source: RefSeq, a predicted model, not a curated record
CGUGAGUGAAGUACCACACAUGCGAGAUUUUUCAGUGAACACACAAUUUCCUCUGUCUGUAGUUUUUCUUUAAUCCAGCGCGAAUUUAGAUAUUUACAAACAUGUCUUCUUUUCGAAAAGUCUUGAAGUCUAAACAACGAGACCACAAAGAGCGAUCACAGCUCGGUUUCAGGAAACAUUUGGGACUGUUGGAGAAAAAGAAGGACUACAAACUUCGUGCAGAUGACUACCACCGGAAACAGAGAACUCUCAUGGCCUUACGCAAGAAGGCUAUGGACAAAAACCCAGAUGAAUUCCACUUUAAAAUGAUUAACAACCAGUUAAAGGAUGGGGUUCAUGUAAUAAAAUCAAAGCAGGAAGAAAUGACAGAGGAGCAGAAGAAGGUGAUGAGGACACAGGACAUCAGAUAUGUUGAGAUGAAGAGGGUGUCAGAGAUGAAGAAAAUUGAAAGGUUGAAGGCAGAGCUCCACCUUCUUGAUAAUGACGACGAGGCAAAUAAAAAUAAACAUGUAUUUUUUGUGGACACAAAAAAAGAAGUGGAGGACUUUGACCUGGCCACACACCUCAACACCGUGCCAGAAUUGGUAGACCGAACAUACAAUAGACCUACAAUAAAAACCCUAGAAAGCAAGAGCAUUAUGGGGGCAGUGAAUCCAGAAAGGAUAAAGAAACUAGCUAAACAGAGGAAAAAUCAGUACGAGGUGCUUUCACAACGUAUUGACCGAGAGAAGAAGAUGUUUGUCAUUACUCAAAAGAUCCAGACUAGGAAAGAUCUACAAGAUAAGGUUAAGAAAUUAAAGGUUUGUAAAGAGACCAGCACAGCGCCUGCCGUCUAUAAAUUUGAGGCCAAGAGGAAAAGAUGAUGCCUUCAGAUCUACACUUUGCUGCUGGUCUCCAUCCCAGUUCUGAUCAACUGUAAGCUGUAAUUGCUGUGAAAUGGACUGAAUCUGCGGAUCUCUUUAUAACAUCUAUACAACAAACUGAGAGACCAAAGUUGUUGAGUAUUUUACAGAUUCGGAAAGCAGUAUGUACAUAUUUAUUAUAAAGGAAAAGAUUUAAGGUUGUUAUUGCUUUGAAAUAAAAAUAUUGUUGUA